Tarenaya hassleriana is the source of this 3803-nucleotide messenger RNA. Its product is annotated as auxin response factor 6. Gene Ontology annotation, molecular function: DNA binding; protein binding. Gene Ontology annotation, cellular component: nucleus. Gene Ontology annotation, biological process: response to hormone; regulation of DNA-templated transcription. The transcript has 14 exons. The record is from RefSeq and is a predicted model, not a curated record. The coding region runs from base 882 to 3536 and encodes 884 amino acids. Lineage: Eukaryota; Viridiplantae; Streptophyta; Magnoliopsida; Brassicales; Cleomaceae.
CAGUCAAAUAAAAGAGAGCUCUUUGGGAAAGAGAGAGAGAGAGGCAGAGUAGUAGAAGCUCAAUCAGCUUAGCAGAAGAUCGUCGUCACUUUUUCUUUGUAACUCUGGCGACAUUUCCGUAAUCUCCAUUACCGAAGAGAAUAGCUCAGGAGGAGCUGAAUCUGUUUGGAUUUUAUCUUUGUAUUUUCAGAGCUGUCUCUUUCUUGCCCUCUUUUGAUCUGUUCUUUUGCUUUAUCCCUUGUGUACCCAUGUUCUGCAACAGUUGAACCAUGCAUGCCCUUAUGUUCUUCUCCCUUCCCAAUCUUGCAUUCAUCAUAUUCUGGGAUCUUGGUUCCUCGUAAAUUCGAAAAUAAAAAGAAAGGAAACGGCUCGAAAGAUCUCCUGUUUCUACUUCCUGAGAAAAACUCCGUUUCUUUCAGACGGCACGCACCUCUCUUGAUAGCUAAAGAAAGCUCGAGAUCUGUGUUUCUUGACCUGUGGGCUUUGGUGGGUGUCUGGUGAAAACAAAAAAAGGCUAUUUUUUUACGGAACAAAAUCGGCGAGAACGUUCUGGAAGAAUAUGAAGGAGUUGAAACAGGUGUUUUCAGGGUGAGGACGGGGAGGAAGACGAUUGAGAGCUUAUGAGGCUGAAAGCGGGUUAGUUCUGCAGCACAACAUCCGGAUUUGGUUGUUGGGUUUUUUUCACCUCUCUAGGAGAAAUCUGGUUUUAGGGUUUUCGAUUCCCGAAAGGUCUGGUUGGUGAAAGCGAGGGGAGGUGGGGGGGAGGAGCGUAAAAGCUUAAAGUUAUGCUUUUGGUGCUUGUUGGUGAUACUUGUUUUGGGGAUCUUGAAAUUUUGGAUCUUUGAAGAACAGAAGUUGGCAUAAUUUCUGUUUCGGGCAAAAUGAGGUUGUCUUCUGCUGGAUUCAAUCCUCAGGCUCAUGAAGGAGAGAGAAGGGUUCUUAAUUCUGAACUGUGGCAUGCUUGUGCGGGUCCUCUUGUAUCAUUGCCUCCUGUCGGAAGCCGAGUUGUUUAUUUUCCUCAGGGACACAGCGAACAGGUUGCAGCUUCGACGAACAAAGAAGUAGAUACCCAUAUACCGAACUAUCCGAGCUUGCAACCACAACUCAUCUGUCAGCUUCACAAUGUCACCAUGCAUGCAGAUGUGGAGACUGAUGAAGUCUAUGCGCAGAUGACUUUGCAACCGUUAAACCCCCAAGAGCAGAAGGAUCCUUACCUUCCAGCGGAAUUAGGUGUCCCGAGUAGACAGCCGACGAAUUAUUUCUGUAAAACUUUGACUGCAAGUGAUACAAGUACUCAUGGAGGGUUUUCUGUUCCUCGCCGAGCUGCCGAGAAAGUGUUUCCUCCACUGGACUACACACAACAGCCUCCAGCUCAGGAGUUGAUCGCGAGGGAUCUGCAUGAUAACGAAUGGAAAUUCAGACAUAUUUUUCGAGGCCAGCCCAAGAGGCAUCUUCUUACCACUGGAUGGAGCGUCUUUGUGAGUGCUAAAAGGCUAGUUGCCGGUGACUCGGUGCUUUUCAUCUGGAACGAUAAGAAUCAGCUACUUCUCGGUAUAAGGCGUGCCAAUCGGCCACAGACUGUUAUGCCUUCAUCGGUUUUAUCGAGUGAUAGUAUGCAUUUAGGCCUUCUUGCUGCCGCAGCCCAUGCUGCUGCUACAAACAGCCGCUUCACCAUCUUCUAUAACCCAAGGGCAAGUCCUUCUGAGUUUGUGAUACCUCUGGCCAAGUAUGUUAAGGCAGUUUACCACACUCGGGUUUCUGUUGGUUUGCGCUUUAGGAUGUUGUUUGAAACUGAAGAAUCAAGUGUCCGUCGGUACAUGGGCACAAUAACUGGGAUAAGUGACAUGGAUCCUGUUCGUUGGCCUAAUUCGCACUGGCGAUCCGUCAAGGUUGGCUGGGAUGAAUCUACAGCAGGCGAGAGACAACCGAGGGUUUCUUUGUGGGAGAUCGAGCCUUUAACGACAUUCCCGAUGUACCCUUCUCCGUUCCCUCUUAGGCUUAAACGUCCAUGGCCGUCUGGUCUUCCAUCUUUCCACGGUAGUCUGAAAGAAGAUGAUUUGGGUAUGAGCUCGCCGAUUAUGUGGGACCGCGGGCUCCAAUCCCUGAACUUUCAGGGAGUUGGAGUAACCCCAUGGAUGCAGCCGAGGCUCGAUCCUUCGGGAUUGCUCGGGAUGCAAAACGAUGUUUACCAAGCAAUGGCUGCCGCUGCACUUCAAGACAUGAGAGGCAUCGAUCCUUCCAAACCCGUGCCAUCGCUUCUCCAGUUCCAACAGCCCUCGGGUUUUUCGACGAGACCCGUCUCUUUAAUGCAGCCUCAGAUGCUGUUGCAGCAACUGUCUCACCAGACAUUUCUCGGCAUCCCGGAAAACCAGCAAUCUCAGUCUCAGACACAACAGACUCAGGCCAGCAAUCUCCUCCCUCAGCAGCAACAGCAACAAGUUGCAGAUAAUCAUAGUCCCAUGUCUCAAUUUGCUUCUGCUUCUCAGUCCAUCACGUCGCCACUGCAGUCACUUAUGCCGUUAUGCCAUCAGCAAAGCUUCUCGGACUCAAAUGGGAAUAACCCGAUGACAAGUUCCGUGGUUUCUCCGCUCCAUAGUCUUUUGGGUAACUUCCCGCAGGACGAAUCCUCUCAACUGCUCAACCUCACAAGGACAAACUCGGCCAUGAAUUCUUCUGGUUGGCCAUCGAAGCGUGCUGCAGUUGAUUCGUCUUUCCAGCCCUCUGGAGCCGGUAAUAAUACUCAGUGUGUGAUGGAGCAGUUGGGACAACAAUCACACGCAAGCAAUGUUUCGCCAAGUUCUGUCUCGUUGCCUCCCUUCCCCGGUAGGGAGUGUUCCAUCGAGCAAGAAGGGAACACCGACCCGCAUAGCCAUCUCCUGUUUGGGGUCAAUAUAGACUCGUCACCUCUUCUAAUGCCGAGCGGGAUGUCAAACCUUAGAGGCAUCGGCCUCGAGAACGACAACACAAUCUUACCCUUCAACACAUCUUCAAAUUUCACAAACACCGUAGGCAUCAACGAUUUCUCAUCUAAUCUGGCAAUGACACCGUCCAACUGUAUAGAUGAAUCGGGUUUUCUGCAGUCUUCGGAGAACCCAGGAUCCGAUAACCCGCAAUCCACAACCUUUGUUAAGGUGUACAAGUCGGGGUCCUUUGGAAGAUCGCUGGAUAUAUCGAAAUUCAGCAGCUACCAUGAGCUACGAAGCGAGCUAGCUCACAUGUUCGGCCUGGAAGGCCAACUGGAGGACCCUCUGAGAUCAGGCUGGCAGCUUGUAUUCGUUGACCGGGAGAACGAUGUCCUUCUCCUCGGUGAUGACCCUUGGCCGGAGUUCGUGAACAGUGUCUGGUGCAUCAAGAUACUGUCGCCGCAGGAAGUGCAGGAGAUGGGGAAACAAGGGCUGGAGCUUCUGAACUCGGGGCAGUCCGUUCAGAAGCUGGCGGCUAACGGCGGCGGCGGAUGCGAGGACUUCAGGAACAGGCAGGACCCGAGAAGUCUCGGAAACAGUAUCGCCUCGGUGGGCGGCUCGUUCGAGUACUGAAAAAUCUACGGAUUUGGAAAUGGUUCUUCAACACCGGUUGGUUUCCUUUCUCUUGUGUACUCUACUUAGUGGGAAAUUAGGGUUUAGCCUUCAACCCCUCCUUUUGUUUAUCUACAAAAAGGAGGAGCCUUUCCCUCUGGAAAGAAUUGAACUUUAAUUACUAGCUCUCUCUCUGUCUUCUAUAAGCUCUCUCAAUACUGUAAUUAUAAGAUCUUUUGGCGCCCUAUAUGAACAUUUUUUUCACUUGGUAGUAUAUUUGCAUGAUGA